Molecule: messenger RNA, 444 nt
Organism: Fraxinus pennsylvanica
Lineage: Eukaryota; Viridiplantae; Streptophyta; Magnoliopsida; Lamiales; Oleaceae
Source: the annotation of a GenBank genome assembly
AUGUGCAGCGAAACCAAUUAUAAAAGGAAGCGUGACCGUUGGCCCAAAAACCGAUCGUCGGAGACCAACUUUGUUAACGAAACCACCUCCUCGUCCACCACCACCUCCGUCGAUGUCGUCUUUUCCGUCAACAAUGUUGAGCUCAUUGACCCCGCUUCUCCUCCUUCGUCCGCACACCAUCGACGCCGCGGCCGCCAUCGCAAGAUCCCCAAAAUAGACAACUCCAUCAUGAAAACCUUACCUGUUCCAGCUCUUCCUAUUGCUAAUGGAUGUGUUGUCGCUGUGCUGAUUAGUGUGGAGAGCGUAGUCUCGAGGGUGGUUAUGGACGCGGUGGUGAAAGUGUUCUGCGUCAAACGGAGCCGAAUUUUUCUUUGUCGUGGUAGAGGAAAAGGCAGUAUAGCUCGAGUAGAAGUUGGUUUGUUAUUAAAGGUCGGAGGGUUUUGA